AUGGGGUUGAAUACAACUAGGCAGCAGUUUUGUGCUCCCCGUUUUUCUCCACGUGAAAUUGAAGUCAUAUCAGGUUUGCUCGCUGGAUUCUCAACAACAAUAGUCACCCAUCCCUUAGAUGUUAUCAAGAUCAGACUCCAGUUAUCUCGAGAUACACCUAAAACUUCGCAUCCCUUAGAAUCGGUAAUAUCUGUGAUUAACAGGAUAAACCAAGAUGCAAAAGUAACAUACAAAUCGAAUCACAAGCCCAAGGCAUUCAAUUAUUUGAUCCAGUACUAUCGAGGUAUCACUCCAAACUUAAUUGGGAACAUUUCUGCUUGGGGAAUUUAUUUUGCCUUGUAUGCCGAAUUUAAAAGCAAAGUCGACACCAGUAACACUACAUUGAAUUAUUUCACUUCAUCGGUAUUAGCGGGGUUAUCGACUUCCAUUAUAACGAAUCCAUUAUGGGUGUUGAAAACACGAAUAUUAGGAAGCUCAAGAAAUGAAUCCAAUGCUUAUAGAUCAGUUACAGAUGGUGUAAAACAAAUGCUAGCGAAAGAAGGAAUCACUAGUUUUUGGAAAGGUACCAUUCCCAGUCUUUUUCUGGUUGUACAAGCAAGUUUACAAAUAACCAUAUAUGACCAUAUCAAAGUGUAUUUACUGAGUGGUAAUCAUAGGUCAGACAGUAUUGGCACAACAUCACAUUUGACAACUUGGCAGUAUUUGUACUCUUCGGCGUCGUCGAAAAUCAUUAGUAUGUUGAUUCUAUAUCCCACCCAGGUCGUUAGAUCAAGACUACAGUAUUCCCAAGACUCUUCAUUAGAUAUUAUUUCCGUAAUUAAAGAGUUGUAUUAUAAAGAAGGUGGACUAAAAGGGUUUUACAAAGGAAUAGGCGCAAAUAUUCUAAGAGUUCUACCUGCAACGUGUGUUACUUUUGUCGCCUACGAGAAUGUCAAAAGAUAUCUUCUGUAA
Molecule: messenger RNA, 951 nt
Organism: Candida dubliniensis CD36
Lineage: Eukaryota; Fungi; Ascomycota; Pichiomycetes; Serinales; Debaryomycetaceae
Product: flavin adenine dinucleotide transporter
Exons: 1
Coding region: 1-951 (316 amino acids)
Biological process (GO): nucleotide transport; folate import into mitochondrion; mitochondrial transport
Cellular component (GO): mitochondrion; mitochondrial membrane
Molecular function (GO): FAD transmembrane transporter activity; folic acid transmembrane transporter activity
Source: RefSeq, a predicted model, not a curated record